Molecule: messenger RNA, 2595 nt
Organism: Periophthalmus magnuspinnatus
Lineage: Eukaryota; Metazoa; Chordata; Actinopteri; Gobiiformes; Gobiidae
Gene: rasgrp3
Product: RAS guanyl releasing protein 3 (calcium and DAG-regulated)
Exons: 16
Coding region: 200-2254 (684 amino acids)
Biological process (GO): positive regulation of GTPase activity; Ras protein signal transduction
Cellular component (GO): plasma membrane
Molecular function (GO): calcium ion binding; guanyl-nucleotide exchange factor activity
Source: RefSeq, a predicted model, not a curated record
UCUGCUCACACAGACACAGCUUCAGUCGUUUAUUUCAUUCAUAAAACACAAUUUAGAAAACAAAAGGCAAAGGUUUUUACUUUUUGGAUGGAUUUAAGAUUUAGACCUGCAUCUGAGAACGGUGUUCUCUGAUUGGUCCAGUGCUCUGACUGGUGCAGAGCUAUAAAGAAGUGUCUCGCUUCACUUCCAGUAAAGGUGCAUGAUGGGAUCGUGGGGUCUGAGGAAGGCAGCGACUCUGGACGAGCUGCUGCAUCAGUGCAUCCACUGCUUUGAUGAGAAUGGAGAUGUGAACGAACAUGUUCUGCCUCGUGUUUUUCUCCUGAUGCAUCGAUGGUACAUCUCUUCCACAGAGCUGGCCCAGAAAAUACUCUGUUUGUACCGCAGCUGCAAAGGAGAGCAGUGUGAGGAGACUCGGAUGAAGAUGUGCUUCUUCAUGAGGUUCUGGAUCCAAACUUUUCCGGCCGAGUUCAGCUUGGAUCUGGGUCUAGUCCGGAUCAUAGAGGAGUUCAGGGACUGGACUCAGAGACUGGGGUCAGAGCAGCAGAGUGCCCUCCUUGACAUCUCCUCCAUUCCGUCGUUUGAUUGGAUGCGGAGGGUGACCCAGAAGAGGAGGACUCUGAAGAAGGGAAAGGCCUCUCUGCUCUUCGAUCACCUGGAGCCUUCAGAGCUGGCCGAACAUCUGACCUUCAUCGAACUCAAGGCCCUGCGCCGGAUCUCUUUCCCGGACUACCAGAGCUACGUGGUGCAUGGGCAUCUGGUGCAGAACCCCACCCUGGAGCGCUCCAUCUCCCUGUUCAACGGUCUGUCCCACUGGGUGCAGCUGAUGGUGCUGAGCAAACUGACGCCGCAGAGCAGAGCAGAGGUCAUCAGCAAGUUUAUACAUGUGGCACAGAAGUUGCUGUUUCUUCAAAAUUUUAACACUCUGAUGGCUGUGGUGGGAGGCCUCAGUCACAGCGCCAUCUGCAGGCUGAGAGAGACACACUCCUACCUGCCCCCAGAGGUCCUCAAGACCUGGGCUGAUCUCACCGAGCUCGUCUCCUCUCGGAAUAACUAUGGUGCAUACAGGAAGUCCUUCUCGGAAUGCCGUGGUCCGAAGAUCCCGAUCCUGGGGGUGCACCUGAAAGACCUGAUCGCUGUGCAUGUGCUACUCCCUGACUGGACAGAGGACAGUCACAUGAUUCACCUGGGGAAGAUGCAACACCUGUAUGUGACCCUGAACGAACUCAUGACACUUCAGAGCACAACCCCGGGGCUGGACACAGACCCGGAUUUACUGCACUUACUCACGCUCUCUCUGGACCUGUGUUACACGGAGGAUGAGAUUUAUGAGCUGUCUCUGCUGAGGGAGCCGCGCAGCAAGUCCCUGCCCUCCUCCCCUGUCUCCUCCUCUCCCUCCUCCCCCUCCAGACCCCUGGCUCCUCUGGACUGGGCUCAAGGUCUCGUGUCCAAACCAAACCCGACCCUGGUGAAUAAACACAUCCGUAAGGUGGUGGGGUCGGUGUUCAGGAGCUAUGACCUGGACAGAGAUGGGUUUAUUUCUCAGCAGGAUUUUGAAAACAUCGCCGCCAAUUUCCCUUUCCUCGACUCCUUCUGCGUCCUCGAUAAAGACCAAGACGGUUUAAUCAGUAAAGCAGAGAUGGAGGCCUACUUCCUGCGUGCUCUGCCUCUGCUGCAGAAGAAGAUGGGCCCCGGGUUCCUUCACAACUUCACCGAGAUCACCUACCUCAAACCCACCUUCUGUGAGCACUGCACCGGCUUUCUCUGGGGAAUCAUCAAACAGGGAUACAGAUGUAAAGACUGUGGGGUGAACGUUCACAGACAGUGCAGAGACCUCCUGGUUUUGGCCUGUAGGAAACUGCUCCGCUCCAGGUCCAUGGUCCAGGUGUCAACCUGUCACAGCUCAGUGCCCUGCAGCCCCGCCCUCAUCACUACAGAUGAGGAGGACAUCUUUGACUUCCCUUCUCCUGUCUCCCCCUCCUCCCCGUCCCUCACCCCCUCCCUCACCUCCUCACCUUCCCUCACCCUUCUCACCGGAUCGGCUCACAGAAUUUCGGUGAAGCUCCAAAGGUCCACGAAGUCCCAGUCCACCCAGACCGACCCAGUCUGGACUGAGAACCACACCUUCCCCAAACCCAAGGCCCGGCGGCGGGGGAGGGGACGUGGAGAGAGGGGCGGGGACAGGGGAGAGAGGGGUGAGCGAGAAAGGGAUGAGAGAAAGACCAAUGAGACCAGGGCGGUUGAUAAGGAGAGCUGACUUUCUGUGGACCAGACUCAACCAGGACCAAAAACUGGAACCAGAACUCUGCACUCUCUAAGGGGCGUUCUACUGUGUGUCCGAUCCUCUGUGAACCAGGACUGAACUAUAAUUAACAAGGACUAAACGAAAGAACUGAAAUGGGACUGAACCAGGAAUGAACCAAGACUUACACCCUGACUAAACAAGGACUAAACCAGAGGACAAAACCAGGACUGAAUCAGGAUCAAACCAGGAUUCAGCCAGGGCCAAACAAGGUUCAGGAUUAAAGCAGGACUGGACCAGGACUAAGAAAGGACCUAACCAAGACUGAACAGAAACUGGUAUUUUGGGAUCUAGUU